GAGGAGGAGGAGAGGAGGAGGAGGAGACGGUGGAGGUGGAGGAGGUAGAGAUCGUCAACGUCAUACAGCAGAAGCCGGUAGAAAAGAUCCUCAUCAAGGAGGUGCCUCAGCCGGCGAAGAUGGACACGCGUUACUUCGGCGAGCUGCUGGCCGACGUCUACAGGAAGAACUGCGACAUCCACUCCUGCAUCUCGGAGCACGUGUCCAAGAUCCGCGGACAGAAACACAAGCUGGAUCUCAGCAGUGACAAGGUGGAGAAAGAGGAGGUGGAGGCUUUGAUUCCCAAAGGAACCACUGAACUGACCAAACAACAAAUCCGCUACCUGCUGCAGACUCGUCUCACUGCUGAUAAGAGCAUGCGUCUGCUGCUGUCCACCUUCAGCAGUCUGAGAGAGGAGCUCCUCCACAUGUCCGAGGACCUGCGGCGUCUGGAGAGUGAGAAGGAGUCACUGGAGAGAGACCUGAGUUUCAAAGCAGACCAGGCUCGGCAGUAUGACAGCCUCCUGGAGGCCGUGCGAGAAAACAACAGACAGCUCCAGCUGUCUCUGAAGGAAACCUGCACAUCCCAGCGCUCCCUGGAGAGUCAGCUGAUGAGCAGCCGAAACACCGACUCGGGCCGUGAGUUCAAGAUCAAAGAGCUGGAGGGAAGGAUGAGAGCGAUGGAGAAGGAGAACGAGCUGCUCCGACAGAAGCUCGCAGGCCAGAGCAGCAGCUCCACCCUGCACAUCAAGACAGAGGAGCUGUCACGUCAGUACAAAGAGCAGCUCAACUCCAUCAGACAAGAGAAAGACCAGGAGAUACAGAGGCUGAGGACCCAGAUCACACGAGUCCAGACGGAGGUCACCGGUGACAGGUCGUCCUCAGAGAAGAGUCUUCAGCUGAGGAUCUCGGAGCUGCUCGCCACGCUGGAGCAGCGGCAGAGCACCAUCACCCGGCAGGAGGAGGAGAUCAGGAGGCUGAUGCUCGAGAAGAACGAGAGCGCCAAGAACCAAGUCACCAAGACCAUCAUCACCAAGAGGUACAGGAACCAGUAUCCCAUCCUUGGUCUGCUCAGCGAUGACUAUCAGGCCACUUCACCCGUCAAAGAGGCCAAGACCAUCAUCAUCGAGAAAACUGGAGAGAUGAUCAAACAGGAAAUCAUUACAACCCCUUAAAAGACACACUGCUUCUCUCCGACAGGAAUGAUUGAACGACAAGAAGAUGGCGACGACCCCCUCCCCCCCACACACCUUGCAUGCCGCCCCCCCCCCCCCUCCCCUCCCCUCCCCUCCCCUCCCCUCCCCUCCCUCAUCCUCAGGGCUCCCAGGGUUGGUGCUGGUUGAAAUCUCCCCUCUUACAUUAUGAUUUGGGAUCACUAAUUUAGAUCUUUGGUUUGACCAAAUUGGGCUUGAUGGGGGUGACUUUUGUGUUUUAAUAAAAAAAUUUAAUAAAAUUAAAAAAAUUUAAAAUGGGAACAGUUAAAAUCAGAUCUUUUCAGACUAUACUACAGCCAGGCGGCUGUGCAGUGGAUUCAGGUUGCAUCAAUGACAACUGGGAACUGGGCGAGAUUUGAGCUGAACAGAAGACGGCUGUAUUAAAAAAAAAGAAAAAGAAAAGCUGAGAUUAUAUAUUUGACAUGAAUUUUCACACCUUCAUUAUUUUAUUCUGCUUGAUUAAGUAAAAGUUUAAUGUCAAAAACAUCUCAACAAAUGUCACAAUUAACCAAUUAAAACAUUGUCUGUCUCCCACACUGACUACUACACUAAAUGUCUUUUGAGAAACACUAAAAUAAAAACACACCCUAACACACUUAUUGCUAAUGAUCUCUCACCAGAACUGACUGUAUCACUAACACAAGGCAUACACAGUAUUUCUAUGAGGAAUAGAAUAUGACAAGGUAAAUACACUAGAAUAUGGCUCUCUGCAGUAGGAUUGGGAAUUGUGUGGAAUUCAUAUUGCUCAUGAUGGAAUCACUAAACAGGUGAUUCUGUGAUAUACUGCAAGACAGUCAUCUGUGAUACAUUACAGUGUGCGCACCUGAAGAGGACACCAUUCAUAAAAUGGCAGAAUAUAUGUUAAAGAAAAUAUAUAUAUACAUAUAUUUGCUGCUAGCUUAGUUGCUCAUAGUUGUGCAUGGACAAAAUGAGAUUAAAGUGAGGCACAACAUCAAACUGUCAGGAAGUGGAACAGUUCGAUAUUCUGGAGUAAAAGAAGAAGAAAAGAAAGUUUCAGCUGUCUCAGUAUCACAGAGACCGUGUUGCGAUAUAUUGCUGUUCUAAUUCUUUGUCCCAUCCCUACUUGCAGAUGAGCUAAUGAGCUACAGUAAGGCUGCAUUUGGCUCCACAUGGAUGUUUGUCCUCCCUCAUUUAAAAUGUCUGACGUCACAUGUAUUUUAUCAUCCGUGGUAGUAUAAAACCGCUGAAAUAACACAAUGGCGAUUAUGUAGGACACACUGUAUAGAAUUAAUAUAUGGUAUGGACACGCCAUGUGAAGCAAAAGGGGUAAUAUCCUCCCUGCCAGCAUGAAGUAUAUCAAACAGCAAGCUGAUGUCACACAGGUUAGGUGCUGUGCUGUAGAUGUGCUAUGGCAAAGAAUCCUGUGCACAAAUAGAGCUAGGUAUCAUUUUACACCUUCUAAUACCAGUGUCAAUUCAAUGCCUGAGUUUUAUAAAAACUAUAUGUUUCUCAGUCUCCCAUUUUGACCAGUAUCAAAGUUCCAUUUAACAAAAGGAUCAAAAGUUCUCAAAUAUUAAACACAAACAACUGAGCAAGAACUUACUUUGUGAAAAUUGGAAAUUAUUAUUCACAACAGUAAAUGUCUCUGUAAAGAAAAAGUCAACCCGACUAUAAAGUUGAGCAAUGCCAACUGUAGCUACUUGAAAGUUGUUGCUACACGCUGCAACAGCCCGACAAAUUUAAGUCAGAGUUUAAAAAAAGUUAAAUUAAGAUAUGGUUUCAUCAUCAGCUUAGGGCUUAUGUCUCGUAUUUCACCACUAGGGGGAGUCACUAACGGGAAGACAGUGUGCUAAUGUGGAACCAAAUGCUGCCUGUGCAACUAAAGCAGUGCUGUCCCAGCUUCUAGUUGUCACUAAUGCACGUUGAGCCCAGACUGGUACCAUCUAGCAUGUAGCAUGAGACCCUCCUCAAAGCCACCACAGCCAUGCUAGCCCGGGGGAAGAGGAAGUGUAUUCCUACUCUGCAUGUAAAUAUUUAUAUAUUAUUAAGACGGGCAUGCUAAGUGAAUGUUUUCUCCAAUGUGACUGUAGAGCAGCCCUCCUGCAAUACGGUUUGAGGAACAUUUGAGGAAUGUUCUGAUCGGGUAGAUUGUUUUUCUCUUGUGUAAAAUGGUAGUUUGUAUCUGUAUCUCAUGUGUUUGUAUAUGACAGUGAGAUCUGGGUCGGGAGUUGUGCGAUGUCUCACAUCCAUGAGAGGAAGUGCGAGCCUGCGCCGACUCCCAUGGGUGUGAUGCAUCGCAGUGGGCGGGGUGGGGGCUGUAACUGGAUGUAUGGAGCUGGAGCAUGAUUUAAUGGGGGUUUUUUAUGAUGGUGGAAGAAAAUGUUAAAGCACAAUAUUAUGUUAAGUGUAUAGUGAGUUUUUCCUCUUCCUGAGUUUUCCUGGUUGCCUCUGUUCAGGCUUUGUGUCCACCGGGUGCUCGUCUUUAAGGCGCUGCAGCCUGUUUUGCCAGAUGACUCACAGACUGAUUUUAAACUAGUUGAACAUAAAGCGACUGCUACACUACAGAUAGUUCUGUUUUGAUGAAGUAGUAAGGAUGUAAUGACUACAUAUGUACAGGACAUUUAUUACCAGCAACAGCUAAAAAUAUUUUGUAAGUGACUGAGGAAUCAACAAUGGAAUCACAGUGAAACAAAUUAUCAGCAUAUUUUUCUCUUUUCUAUUCGUCAGUUGUCUCUCUGCUUCAGUUUGACAAAUACGCAACUUUCAACAUGUGCUUCAAUGUGCUGUCUAUUUGUAUUUUCUCUAGUGCAUGUAGACAUGUUUAAUUCCUAUAAACAAGUUCCAACAACGCAUGAACUGUACCCUUAGUUUAACCACAAGCAGGGUAAAAAAGACUUUGUUUCUUCUCAUGUAGUUUUCACAAAGCCUCCUGCAAACUGUUUGUGUACGUUACAGACUUGCAUGACUGUACUUGUAGUAGGGCUGGGCAUCGAGCUUCGAUACUUUUAUGGAGCGAUACUAUCGAGGAUUUCAAAAGUGUCCCUGUAAUUUUAUACCAAAUUUUGAGUAAGUGAGUAAAUCUCAAUAAGCAUGCAGCGUGCUUGGAUCAUGAUCUAAUAAUGCUGGUGAUCGGCUUUUUAUUUACACAUACACAUUUGAGUUUGUGAAGAGACCUUUGUUUUUGUUAAAAUGGAUUUGAUAAAAUUGGUAUAUCGUUAAGAAAAGAUAUCGAGGUCAAGGUAUCGGUAUCAGUACAGGUAUCAAAGAUUAUUGAACGAUACCCAGCCCUAAGGACAGAGUAGUUGUGGUUGUUGUUGUUUUUUGUGUAUUGGAGUCAUUAUUGAUUUACUGCUGGUGGGGGAUUAGCAUGAGUUUUUAAGAUGUAACAAAAAUUUUUGUGCAACAGAUAAAACGUUACAUGCAUACUUACGAUACAUUUACUGUAAAUGGUUUAACAGGCUGCAGCACCAUUAAAACAUCUUAUUUAACAAGCACCACGCUUCACAAACAAGUAUCAGCCACACUGCAACUCAUUCCCCCCGAAACUUCUCAUGAACAGUUGUGACAGAAAUGAGCCACCCGGUGGACACAGAGGCAAAUCUCUGUAGGACUCCUGCAAAAGGAUUUUGAUUAUUAUGGAACUUCAAGUGCCUUAUUGUUGUUUAUCAUGUUAGCAAGGUAAUGUUAACUAAGCAUCAGCGUUUGGUUGUGAAUAAUAUCUGGUCAUUUUCAAACAUUUUUGGCAGCGUCGGACCAUUUGCUUGCUACGUGGGUAAUCGCUGAGAAAACCAAACACUGCCUUUCUUUGUCUGCAAAGGGAUAAUUUAUACACCGAGCUAAAUUACCUGGUUGUUGCUAAUCUGCAAAUAGAUAUCUCUACAUAUAUUUUUGUAAUGCAAAAAGAUUUUCUUUAUUUUCCAGUCCAAGAGGCUUCGGCCCGCUCUCCUGGCUACACGGCCCCAGUCCUUUUCAAUGAGAACUGUUUGAGCUGUUAUGGAUCGUGAUUAAAAUCAAUAAUGUGUCUUUGCAUAA
This is a messenger RNA of Seriola aureovittata, 5186 nucleotides long. RefSeq names its product POF1B actin binding protein (gene pof1b). Gene Ontology annotation, biological process: epithelial cell morphogenesis; actin filament organization; bicellular tight junction assembly. The transcript has 11 exons. Bases 120 to 1154 code for a protein of 344 amino acids. The record is from RefSeq and is a predicted model, not a curated record. NCBI's taxonomy places the organism in Eukaryota, Metazoa, Chordata, Actinopteri, Carangiformes, Carangidae. Gene Ontology annotation, cellular component: actin filament; bicellular tight junction; adherens junction. Gene Ontology annotation, molecular function: actin filament binding.